GAGCAACCAGGAGGGAGUAUGUACUUUAAAGGCUGGACUGAAUCCCAAUCUGUGCUUGAAAUCUUUAAUUUGGGCGCCAAAUAUAUGCAUCGACUACCUCUGCCUUUAAAGCUAUUCUCUCAACCUAUUGAUUUGCCUUUAAAGCCAUUCUCUCAAUCUCACAUCAUCCUAAUCUAAGAUACUUUGAUUUGCAAAAGAAUUCUCUCUCAUCAAUCCAGGUAAGUUUUUCUUCGUUGGAUUUUUUUAGUAUUGCUACCUUCCUGCUUUAAAAUGGCAGACAAGAGCUCUCAAGGCAUGGCGGACAAGAGCUCUGAAGCCAUGAAUGUACGAUUUCUGAGAAAUACUAGAACUCAACGCAUCGUAUAUGCCGAAGCGGGUAAAGAGUUUGUCGAUUUUCUGUUUAGUUUUCUUUCCAUGCCCAUCGGUUCUAUCCUUAAAUUACUGUAUGCAUUGGAAUCCAAUAGGAAAAUUGGUUCUGUAUCCAAUCUGUAUGAUAGCAUGGAAAAAUUGCUUCUCAGUUUCUGAUCACGGAUAAAUCCCAACUGCUUGACCCCAAAUUUAUAACUCCCUACUUUAAUAACUCUCUCAGUAUUGAAGGUGGAAAUUAUUACGUUUGUAGUUACCUUAUCGGGAGGGGUGCUUCUGCUUCGUGGGGUUAUUAUGAUCAUGGCGGUAUGAACACAACUCACAAUAUGAGCACCAGCAACACAGAUAUAUGUAUCUGUGGAAAACCUAUCAACCACCUCGUUCAGCUGCGGCAGAAUACCAAUACCAGCGGAAGUAGCAGCCAAACUGCAGGGCAAGGGCGAGGGCAAGGGAACAGCGGUUAUGUGAAAGAAAUGCUUACAUUUAUAAUAACUGACGACUUGAAGAUAAAAGGGAGUUCAACUAUCACCAGUAUAACGUUACUCAAUCAGCUCAAUAUUAAAGAUUUGACAGAUCUUGAAGAGCGGACUGCAAUUGUUGAUCGCAACAAGGCACUGGAGAUUUUGGAGGCAUCUUUGAUUUCCACAACUGUGUUGAACGAUGUGUUUGGAGCUGAGUUUUCCCUCUCACACAAGGCGUGCGUAGAAGAAUGAGCUUUAUCAUGGAUGCCAUGAGACUAUAGUUGCAGAAAGUGAAGUGCAUCACGCUUUAAAAAAAUGGGAUUUAAUGAGCAAUCGUAAAAAUAGGAGUGAUUUGGUAGCAUAAGAUAGUUAUUUAAAAGCUUGUUUUCCAUGAUAGUAAGCUAUCUAUUUUGUAACUACAGCAAAAUGGUACAGUAGUAUGGUUUCUCCAUGUAAGGACUAAACAUGUCGUUUUCUAAUGAAUCUUUUCAUCCGUUGCUGUUCUAACUAUGGGUAGCUUGUAAAAUGUUACAUAUUCAAUAAUAUAAGUGUUGCUUAAAUAUAAA
This is a messenger RNA of Cryptomeria japonica (Japanese cedar), 1393 nucleotides long. RefSeq lists its product as uncharacterized. Bases 675 to 1079 code for a protein of 134 amino acids. Lineage: Eukaryota; Viridiplantae; Streptophyta; Pinopsida; Cupressales; Cupressaceae. The transcript has 3 exons. The record is from RefSeq and is a predicted model, not a curated record.